AGUUAUACUAAUAUCUUACAAUAUGACAUCUCUUUUAUCAGCGCUAAAUAGUAAUAGUAGUAUGCCGCAUAGAAAUUAUUAUAAUUAUACGAACUUUGAUACAAAUCCACCCCACUUCAUGCCAUCUUAUUUAACUGAACCACGACCAAUCACAAGGCUCGAAAAGACUCCCUCAACCCCUGCAUCACAUAAUGAUGGAGAUAUCAACGGUGAUGUUAGUGGAGAUGAUCAAAGUAUCGCCAGUGAUCAUGACCAAAACGAUGAGAAUUCUAUGGACUCGGACAGGGGCGGUGCGUUAAAUUUAGUACGAUCGAGUAACGAACAACCUAGGAUAUCCACACCAAAUUCACAAGUAACAAGUUCCAGUCCCGGAGUAGGAGCAGCCCUGGCGGCGUUAGGAAGUCUCGGUGGAAUUUUCGGCAAUCACUUACAAAUGUUAGGAAGCUUACCAGCUUUCCAGAGUCCGCAGAGCCUGCAGCAGCUGCAGCAACUUGCGAUGCUGCAGCAGGCUAGCGGCAAUCAGAUGAAUCCGCAGGCUCAGUUUUUAUUUCAAAAUCAGGGUUUUCUCCAAGGGUUCCCUAGAACAAGUAUACCUUCUAGACCCCCACAUACAAUGCAGGUACAACAAAUAGCACAAGCUGCCCAGCAACUACAACAACUGCAGAAAGUACAGCAAAACACAAAUCAACACAACACCAGCAUUCCCCCAAACACGACGUUACCUCAUCAAACGCAGACCACUCCCCCAAACAACAACCACAAUAUACCUGCCAGCAUGCUCACCCCAAGCACGCCGAGUUCUGGCGGACUCACGCCGCAACAUCUUAAAACGCCCUCAAGGAUACUGGAACCGUCUCCAGAAGAAACCACAGAUUUGGAAGAACUUGAACAGUUUGCGAAGACGUUUAAACAGAGAAGGAUAAAACUAGGUUUUACUCAAGGAGAUGUAGGUUUAGCAAUGGGAAAACUAUAUGGAAACGAUUUUUCUCAAACCACAAUUUCUCGAUUUGAAGCUUUAAACCUUAGUUUUAAAAACAUGUGCAAGCUAAAGCCCCUUUUGCAAAAAUGGUUAGAAGACGCCGAUAGCACAUUGACAAACCCUGGAUCACUCAGCAAUCCUCUAACCACUCCCGAAACGAUAGGAAGGAGGCGAAAGAAAAGGACUUCGAUAGAAACAAGUGUGCGAGUAGCGCUGGAGAAGGCUUUUGUCCAAAAUCCAAAACCUACUUCCGAAGAAAUAACAAUGUUAGCCGAUGGACUCUGUAUGGAGAAAGAAGUGGUGCGAGUUUGGUUCUGUAAUAGAAGGCAGAAAGAAAAACGAAUUAAUCCACCUACAUCGGUGAUGGGUUCACCUUGUUCAGUGGGUAACACGAACGGAAAUAUGUUUCAUAUCGCUAAUAGUUUAGCAACUAGUCCUCUAUCACUCGUUACGUCAAGUGGCCAUAACUACAAUCCGAACGUAAUGGUCAAGCAAGAAUGACCCUCACUGAACUUUUUUGCUGACCAUUUUUUAGAAUAGCGUGGUCUUUUGUUGUGCAAUGAAUUUAUAUAUCAAUGAUCCCGGUUUUUGUGUACUAUUUAGGAAGGAUAGCUUUGAAUCAGGUACUUUAAAUCACUUUCUCAAUUAAGUGAUAUGCCUGAACGUACUAAACUGAUUAAACCUACUAAUAGUGUAACUAAUUUUUUCAAUGAAAGAAUCACUUUUAUUGAGGAAUUUUUGUAAAAUCUUUUGUAAUUAUUAAUAUUUAUAUAUUCAUUAUUAUUUGGUUUUUGCCAGUUUUGUAAGAACUUGUAUAGAGAUUCUUUGACUUUUAACGAAAAUGUAAAAUACACCCUGAAGUUAUAUUUAAGGUUGACAUCUUUAUGCAGUAUUUGAAAACUUUUGUUUUUAGAUCUCAGUGCAUUUAUUUAUAUCAACUAGAAGGGUUACUGCGACGAACUUUUAAUAAACAAUAAAAUUAAUUUAUGAUUUU
Molecule: messenger RNA, 1973 nt
Organism: Diabrotica balteata
Lineage: Eukaryota; Metazoa; Arthropoda; Insecta; Coleoptera; Chrysomelidae
Source: the annotation of a GenBank genome assembly